Messenger RNA from Aethina tumida (small hive beetle), 701 nucleotides. Its product is annotated as zinc finger protein 454-like. Bases 50 to 697 code for a protein of 215 amino acids. NCBI's taxonomy places the organism in Eukaryota, Metazoa, Arthropoda, Insecta, Coleoptera, Nitidulidae. The transcript is spliced from 2 exons. The record is from RefSeq and is a predicted model, not a curated record.
ACAUAGAAUCGUUACAUUCACAGAAUGUCCAGUCAGAACAAUUAAAAAUAUGGAACUGGUGGUGGUUCUGGAGAAUUUAAUGAUUUGUGAACAGUGUGGUGAAAGUUUUAAGAAAAAUAGUGAAUACAACAACCAUUUACAAACCCACAAAGUGUGCUCAGAUUUCGUUACAAAUAAUUAUUCUGAACCCCCAUUGAGUCCAAACUCGGGUGAAGAGUCAGAUGACCGCGACCAACGGCGUAACCUAGCUUCGACUUCGCAACUGACCCCACCCAAGGAUGAAGAAGGAAAAAAGAACUUCCGGAAGAGGCUCCUCGAUGUGACCGAGGGACCAAGUCCCAAAGGGAAAAACAAGUUCGUGUGCAAUAUUUGCGGAAAGAUAUUCUACUCUAAGUCCCAUUUCUAUGAACACAUUCAGCUUCACACGGGCAUCAAGAAAUUCGGAUGUCACAUUUGCGAAAAGAAGUUCGCUUGUGAGUCCUAUGUGACCAAACACAGGCUGAUCCACGCAGGGCAUAAGAAAUUCAAAUGCGACGUUUGCGGAAAAAGUUUCUGCGAUCGGUCAAAUCACGCCAGACACAAGAUGAUUCACACCGGGGAGAAGAAGUUCGAAUGCGGCGUUUGCGGGAAGAAGUUCGUGGACAGCUCCAAUCGUGCCAAACACGAGAAGCUGCAUGAUAAGAAUGGAGAGAACUGAAGAC